AUGGUGAUUCCCGUCGAGAUCGAGCUGCCUAGUGGCCUCAAAAAACUUGAAAUUGGAUACAAUCAGGGCCAAAAUCCUUUCACGGUGGCACAAGAGUUUAUUGAUAAGCACGUUCUAGACCAGGCUUACCUCCGCGAAAUUGCUGAUUAUAUUACACAACGUGCUGGUGAGUAUCGGCCCCCUGUGCUUGGAAAUAGUGAUAGUGUGAACUCUGUCCCUGGUGGCGCUGAGUCACAUGAACCUACUGUAGCUGUUCCUCGAUACAAGUACUUCCCUGUGUCCGGGUAUAAUACUUUUGAAACGACCAGGAUCUCGAAGCUCAUGAGCAUGCUGCGUCAAUUCAACGAAAAAAUGAAGGAUACUCACGACGCAGAUGCUCUUGUCGAUUCUCAACUAAUUGCUCUGGACCAGAUCGUAUACACCGUACAGGACACUGCGUUCUAUCACUCUAGCACGAUUACCCCUCCCGAGAUCGCUGCAUUGAGAAUUGCUUUAGACAAAUGGCCGGCAAAACUAGCUUUUCCGAUCCUGGACCUGCUCAGAAUCGUGCUAGUACACCCACAAGGCCCAAUUGCGGUCGGCGAAUCGGGGCUGGAUACGCUGGUCACGAGAGUCCUCAGUUUGGGAUUAGAGGAAAGCCCCAAUGACGGUGAUGACGCAAUUCCUGUCGCAACUCGGAUGCUAUCGCUGCGCGUUCUUGCAAACAUGUUCCUACAUGAUGCAUCGCGUAAAGCCGUCCUGAAGCAUAAGACCGAGGUGUUGAAAAAGUUGCCGUCAUUUGAGGCUUUCCACCACAAGCUUGUGGCGCUUAGCCUCUCGACCGUUCUGCUCAACUUUGCACGAGCACAAGUAGCAAUGCCUGGGACGCUGUCACGUGAUGACCAGAUCGUAGUGAUCUCAGUAGCCGCAGACCUGCUUAAUGGAUCGUACACUGUCCAAGAGCUCGGUGACGACACAAUGCUGCGAUCGCUCGUAGCCAUUGGCACACUUGCGCUAACUGGUGACUUCAAAGCUAAAGAAGUGGCUAAUAUCCACAUCUCCAUCUUCACUGCAUCAAAAGUUACUCAAGUAACAUCAUUAGUGGUAAAGGAAUGCCUUGCUGAGCUCCAAUUGAUUCUGAGUUGA
Messenger RNA from Peronospora belbahrii, 1125 nucleotides. The record is from the annotation of a GenBank genome assembly. NCBI's taxonomy places the organism in Eukaryota, Oomycota, Peronosporomycetes, Peronosporales, Peronosporaceae.